This is a messenger RNA of Trichechus manatus latirostris (Florida manatee), 2711 nucleotides long. It is a transcript of the gene KCNK10, whose product is annotated as potassium two pore domain channel subfamily K member 10. Gene Ontology annotation, cellular component: plasma membrane. Gene Ontology annotation, biological process: stabilization of membrane potential; potassium ion transmembrane transport. Lineage: Eukaryota; Metazoa; Chordata; Mammalia; Sirenia; Trichechidae. The record is from RefSeq and is a predicted model, not a curated record. Bases 445 to 2058 code for a protein of 537 amino acids. Gene Ontology annotation, molecular function: potassium ion leak channel activity; outward rectifier potassium channel activity. The transcript is spliced from 7 exons.
GUGAGCGAGUGUGUGUGUGCGGGAGUGUGUGCGUACACGCCUUCGGGGGCCGGUGACACUGCAGUGGGCUUCUUCGUUGAGCCGGCCCUCGGGCUGCUCAGUCCCCAGCCAACCUGCACCGCAUUUAGGAAACAGCUUGGCUCUGUCAUCUUCCGGAGCCUUCCUCUGCAUCCACACCUCGCUUAGCUUACUUUUCCCUUGACCCAGGGUGCCACAGCCGGCCACCCCCCUAAUCGGUACAAACACCCAAGCCUUUUCCAGUUCUCCCCUAAGCCAAUAUUUUCCCACUUAUCUCUCACUGGGGUUUCUCUUUGAGCCAGGUCAGGCUCCCCCAUUCUUGGAAAUUGUUUUAUUGGACUGCUGUACCGAGGCGUGCAAAGCUUGAGGACUUUAUUAUUAUAAAAUAGACUCUUUUCAGUUCCUCCCCUUCUGAGCAACGGAGCAAUGAAAUUUCCAAUCGAGACUCCAAGGAAACAGGUGAACUGGGAUCCUAAAGUGGCUGUUCCCUCAGCGGCGCCUGCCUGUCAGCCCAAGAGUGCCACUAACGGGCAUUACCCAGCCCCACGCCUCGCCAUCUCCUCCCGAGCCACGGUGGUAGCCAGAAUGGAAGGUGCCUCCCAGGGGGGCCUGCAGACUGUCAUGAAGUGGAAAACAGUGGUCGCCAUUUUUGUGGUCGUGGUGGUCUACCUCGUCACAGGGGGUCUCGUCUUCCGGGCACUGGAGCAGCCUUUUGAGAGCAGCCAGAAGAAUACCAUUGCCUUGGAGAAGGCAGAAUUCCUUCGGGAUCAUGUCUGUGUGAGCCCCCAGGAGCUAGAGACCUUGAUCCAGCAUGCCCUUGAUGCUGACAAUGCAGGAGUCAGUCCAAUAGGAAACUCUUCCAACAACAGCAGCCACUGGGACCUUGGAAGUGCCUUUUUCUUUGCUGGAACAGUCAUCACCACUAUAGGGUAUGGGAAUAUUGCUCCAAGCACUGAAGGAGGCAAAAUCUUUUGUAUUUUAUAUGCCAUCUUUGGAAUUCCACUCUUUGGUUUCUUAUUGGCUGGAAUUGGAGACCAACUUGGAACCAUCUUUGGGAAAAGCAUUGCAAGAGUGGAGAAGGUCUUUCGAAAAAAGCAAGUGAGUCAGACCAAGAUCCGGGUCAUCUCCACCAUCCUGUUCAUCUUGGCUGGCUGCAUCGUGUUUGUGACGAUCCCUGCCGUCAUUUUCAAAUACAUCGAGGGAUGGACAGCCUUGGAGUCAAUUUACUUUGUGGUGGUCACUCUGACCACGGUGGGCUUUGGCGACUUUGUGGCAGGGGGAAACGCUGGCAUCAAUUACCGGGAGUGGUAUAAGCCCUUAGUGUGGUUUUGGAUUCUUGUUGGCCUUGCCUACUUUGCGGCUGUCCUCAGUAUGAUCGGAGAUUGGCUACGGGUUCUAUCCAAAAAGACAAAAGAAGAGGUCGGUGAAAUCAAGGCCCAUGCGGCUGAGUGGAAGGCCAAUGUGACAGCUGAGUUCCGGGAGACACGACGGCGACUCAGCGUCGAGAUCCACGACAAGCUGCAACGGGCGGCCACCAUCCGCAGCAUGGAGCGUCGGCGCCUGGGCCUGGACCAGAGGGCCCACUCUCUGGACAUGCUGUCCCCCGAGAAACGCUCUGUCUUUGCCGCCUUGGACACGGGUGGCUUCAAGGCCUCUUCCCAGGAGAGCAUCAACAACCGGCCCAACAACCUGCGCCUUAAGGGGUCGGAGCAGCUGAACAAACAUGGGCAGGGGGCCUCCGAGGACAACAUCAUCAACAAGUUCGGGUCCUCCUCCAAACUCACCAAGAGGAAAAACAAGGACCUCAAAAAGACCUUACCCGAGGAUGUCCAGAAAAUCUACAAGACCUUCCGGAACUACUCCCUGGACGAAGAGAAGAAAGACGAGGUGAUGGAAAAGAUGUGUAACUCGGACAACUCCAGCACCACCAUGCUGACUGACUGUAUCCAGCAGCAGUCUGAGAUGGAGAACGGGACGGUACCCACGGACACCAAAGACAGGGAACUGGAGAACAACUCAUUACUUGAAGACAGAAACUAACCCUGGAGGCCGCUGGACUUGGACUAAGCAUUGUUAGUGUUUGUUUGUUUUUUUGUUUUGUUUUGUUUUUUUAAUAUUCACACUGAGACACGUGCCUUAAACCGACUUCUUGUUAGUCCAAAAUUACAUAACAUUGAAGAAUAUAUUUCACUGUGCCAUAAAAUGACUGAAAGCUUGCUCUGCCAAAAGGAAUCAAAGAACUUCAUUUCUGAAAGUGACAGCAGGACACGCAGGGAGCAUUUGCACACCGAGGAGGUGACCACCGUACACGGUGAGGGAAUUUUCGUGGCGACGCUAUGCGGCUGUACAGGGCCGCCCCUGGCCUGGCACUUCUAAAAGGCAGCUACUCCUUUGACCAGCCUUCUGAAGGGAAGAGGUGUCUUUUAAGUGUCUCAUGUCCUGAACCUACCGUUAGUGAUACAUGCACACAGAGAAGGGGACCUGCAGGGGGUGAACUGGUAGCUGCAGUUAGGAUUAGAUGUGACAUUGUGGCCUGUGCCCUGAGCUUGAAUUUUGAUACAAACCAUUCCGAGCAUACCUAGUCUUUCUAAACUCCAAAUGAAUGUCCAUGGGACCUGAGAGAACCUGGAAUUUGUUGGAAGCGGAUCAGAGCACAUGUAUUAAAAGGUGCAAUUGCUUUCCUCAUUACAAAA